Molecule: messenger RNA, 2447 nt
Organism: Venturia canescens
Lineage: Eukaryota; Metazoa; Arthropoda; Insecta; Hymenoptera; Ichneumonidae
Exons: 5
Coding region: 294-1532 (412 amino acids)
Biological process (GO): regulation of translational initiation
Cellular component (GO): cytosol
Molecular function (GO): translation activator activity
Source: RefSeq, a predicted model, not a curated record
AUCAACUGAGCAGAUAGCACGAAAAAGGAACAUCUUUUUAAAUGGACCGCUAUACAAAACAGCGCUGCCAGUCGCCACGUUAGUAUGUGAAAAAUAAAUAUUCAGAUGUCUAGUUUCCGUACGUUCUCUUGCGGUUAAAAACCGGUACUGUGAGCAAUAAAGCAUUAACGUUAAAAAAAUUGACUAAAAUAAAUCGAAAUCCUAAAAACGAAGCACUAAAAAAACGUAACAAAAUAAAAGUGAACUUUCGUUACGAAACAUUAUACAAUAAAGUUAAUAUAGUAAUCGAGACAAUGACAUCGAUUGGGAAAGGUAGAGGUUGGGCGAGGGCCACCGAUCAUGAAACCGUUCUUCGUCGACCGGGUCAAUCAAUCUCUCCUAAAACAUCGGAAAUUGAAGAACUUGUGAAUAAAAUUAACGACCUUAGUUUUGACGUGCCGUCAUUCGAAGAUUUUGACCGAUUAAUUAGCUUCCUGGAAAAUCAAUCGGACGAUGAGCGGAAUGCGAACCUGAACAAACUAUGGAAGAACAUAUUGGAAGAUCGGCAUUUUGGGGUUAAAUACAGUGAAUUGUGUCUUAAUAACAAAAUAGAUAAAACUUCUACUAUGGGUCAUUUACUACCACAACUACGGCGCUCGCUUUUCACCAACACUCAGAUGAGUUACAACAGAAGAGAGGAGCUAUACAAAGAAAAACCAGAAAACGUGACAAAUCUGACUUGGGUGUUAGGACUCGUCAUGUUCCAUAUGACUACCAAAAUGAGGCUCGUCUUAAGUCAAGCUCUUUUAAAUUGCAUGAGUCUUCUACUCGAUACUCCGAGCGAGGAUGACAUUGAAACUGUCGCAAUUCAGCUUUAUCUCAAUGGCAAAUAUAUUCAAGAGAUUAGUAAUGAAACUCCUUGCGAAAAAGAGCCUACUGAUGUAGAACUUGUGGAUGUAGUGAAUAAAGCGCGAAAAGUGCUGAUUGACCGUAAUGUGAGUGCACGAUCACGAGCUCUGUUACUACUUAUUAUCGAGUUGGCACAUCAACGAUACGAGCCAUUUACCAGAGAACUUCAAGCAUUUUAUGCAGCGGUGCUUGAGCCUACUUACUUACCAGAAGAUGGUUCAAGUUGUAUCUACAGUCGAGAAUUUAAUCAGCAAUUGUAUUUCUAUCAACUUCUAUCUAAAGGAAUGAUCAAAACUGAGUCAGUUGUGAUCCAACAAACACCUAGCAAUAAAAUACAACCGCAGCAGCAGCAACAGCAACAACACCACCACCACCAACAACAACAUCAACAGCAUCAACAACAACAACAACAACAACAACAAGUUCCGCAGAAAAUGAAUCGAAACGAGGGAAAUCCGGGUCCGGUACCUCGUGCUAUUCGAGGCACAGGUGCCAGCGAAAGCUCGAAGGAUCAUAGGAACGAUAAAAAAACGUCGCGUAAUCAUAAAGACAAACUUACCGAUAAACAAGUACGAAUGACAAAGCCAAACACCAACAGCAAAGUUUGGGGACACGACGAUCGAUUUGAUAACGAUUACGAGUGAAGAGAACCAGCCCAUUUUUGUAUAAAGAGCUAACAAGGAUGAAGGAGGAGAGAAUCGUUUGACAGAGUUAGUCAAAUUGUGAAAACAACUCGAGAGUCAAGUUUGUAAUCGAGCGUAAAUAUACGCAAACAAAUUAGAGAGUUUGAACACUAGGAAUUGAAAGACAAAGAAGCGUGAAACUAGUACGAAGGUCUUCCAAAUUUAGCGGAUUAAUCACUUGGUCAUUCUUCGAUUGAGGUCACUCUCUUUCUCUCAUAUUUCUCUCUUCCUUAAUUUCUGUAAUUUCUCUUUGAGAUAGUUAACGCCAAACAUUUUUUAUUUUUGUAAAAAAAUAAAAUAAUCGUAAAUUUUGCUUCAAAUGGUGGUGCAGUUGUUAGCACAAAUUUGAGGCGAGGACAUGGGAUUUAAUUUUCUUUAGGAAUUUAGGACGAUUGUUGUUUGAAAGUAGCGUUGCUUUUCUCAGCGAAUGUCCCAGCGAUUUAUAAGUUCCAAUCAGAAAUGAUGAAACACCGUGGCACACCAAACAUUAUAUCGACAAUGAUUUCCAGUCGGCAAAACAUUACUCUCAUAUUCAAAAUAACACACAAAUCAAAUAAUGAUCAACCAGACAUGGAAAAAAAUUCACUCUCGUUGAAAAGUUGAUAAACAAUGUCUCAGUUGUAAUAUAAUCGACAAAUAACAAACAAUUUUAGUUUAGUAGUUAAUAUCGACAAGAUCAAUGGUUCCCAAAUUGUUUUGAAACUGUGUAAAUGCUUUCCACAUUUUGCCAAUCAGUCACAAUCACGCAAGAUUGAAAUAUUGUAAAUGUCAGCACAGUAUAUACGGAUCACAAUGAAAAAAAACCUGUACUAAAAUACUCUAUAUGAUUUCUUUAUGACAAUUUCAAUGAUAAUAAAAAAAAACGAUAUCCACUAA